UGCACAGAGAGAGAGAGAGAGAGAGAGAGAGAGAGAGAGAGCAGGAAGGUGAAGACUUAAUUAACCACACAGAGGCACAGCAAAGCAGCUUCUUUAUCAGCACAGAAUGCGAAGCUUCUCCUUUCCAUCAUCAUUAUUACUCUCUUCGAAUUUCUGCUCCAACGUCCUCUCCUUGACCUCCUCAUUCACUCCUCACAACCUACAAACACAAACAACUUCUUCACUAGUUCAAAACCAAAUCAAUCAAAAAACAGAAAUGGAUUAUGAGUUUGAUCUUCAAGAACACAACUCCGAUGCAAUCCCAGAUCUCUUUACCUCAGAAACUGACCACAUGCCCUCCCAAAACUUCCUAAGCAGCUCAAAACACACUGGUUUCUACUAUACUUUUCGCCUCGAAGCCAUUUCUCUGUUUUCGCAGGUUCAGUAUUCUUGCAACCUUGACCCCUUCAUACCUUACCUUGCCAUCAACUACCUGGAUCGGUUCAUAUCGAAGCGGGAUAUUCCGCAAGGAAAGCCUUGGGUCUCAAGACUCGUGAAAGUAUCUUGUCUAUCUCUAGCUGCAAAGAUGAAGAACAUACCCUUCUCCUCCUCUGAUUUUCAGAGAGGGGAAAGUUUCGUCUUCGAUGUGCAAACGGUUCAUAAAAUGGAGCUUCUUAUUCUCAACACUCUGGAUUGGCGGAUGAGAUCGAUAACUCCUUUCUCUUUUCUGCAUUUCUUCUUGUCUUCGCUGGACUUAAACGACCGGCCAUUUACACAAGCUCUCAAAAAUCGAGCUUCGGAUAUCAUCUUCAAUGCCCAUACUGAAAUUAAAUUUGUAGAGUUUAAGCCAUCAAUAAUUGCAGCAUCAGCUGUUCUAUCUGCAUGCCAUGAACUGCUCCCAUUGAAGUUCCCUUUUUUCAAAGUUUCCCUAUCAUCUUUCCAAAAUGUAAAUAAAGAGAGUUUGCUCAAAUGCUUCAAUGUUAUGCAAGAAAUGGUAGAGAAUGAAGGGUUGGAUACUAUGUCCUGCACAAGAACCCCAGCGAGCGUUCUGGACCGGCGCCUCACUAGAUCGGAAGGUGAAAAGACCAUCAGCACCGCCGCCACCAGCACCAGCACCACCAAAUAUACUUGUGUUUCUGUGGCAGCAGAGAAGAGACACAGCAAAAGGCGUAGAUUAAAUGGUACUUUCUGCAGUGAAAAUAUGUUCAAGCUUUCUCAUCAUAUUCGAAAGUGCUGAUUUGUUUGGUUGUCUCUAUGCCUCGAGUGUAAUCAUUGCCCUGAGCUAUCUUCCGAUUAGAUGCACAAGAAAAAUAUAGUUUGAGAAAAACCGUUCUAUCCCUA
Messenger RNA from Malus domestica (apple), 1320 nucleotides. Its product is annotated as putative cyclin-D6-1. Gene Ontology annotation, molecular function: cyclin-dependent protein serine/threonine kinase regulator activity. Gene Ontology annotation, cellular component: nucleus; cyclin-dependent protein kinase holoenzyme complex; cytoplasm. Gene Ontology annotation, biological process: mitotic cell cycle phase transition; regulation of cyclin-dependent protein serine/threonine kinase activity. Lineage: Eukaryota; Viridiplantae; Streptophyta; Magnoliopsida; Rosales; Rosaceae. The record is from RefSeq and is a predicted model, not a curated record.